Centruroides sculpturatus (bark scorpion) is the source of this 1422-nucleotide messenger RNA. RefSeq lists its product as uncharacterized. The annotation marks the transcript as partial. NCBI's taxonomy places the organism in Eukaryota, Metazoa, Arthropoda, Arachnida, Scorpiones, Buthidae. The transcript has a single exon. The record is from RefSeq and is a predicted model, not a curated record.
GAGCGAGCCGGAAGUGUCAGCAUGUUGGGACCAGGCUAAAUAUUCCUACUAAUCCUAAAAAUUGUAUCUAUGUAUUAAGACUAAAAAGAGAUCUGUUACAUCCUGUCGUGGCUAUAAUUUGGCUAUGGGAAGGCUGCGGAUACAUCUUAAUUAAUUAAAAAAAUCAUCUCUGUUAGAUGGCGUUGAUCGAAGCACGAGGUGUGCUUACCUUUAAUGUAGAGCUUGUUAAUUAAACCUUUCUAGUUAGAAAUAAAGCUGUUUUGUUGUCAAAGGAUUGCGUUAAUUGUGAAUAGCAUGAGAAAUUAACUCAACAAAGGGUUAUGGGCCCAGGAAGAAAAUUCCAACGUCGAUGCAACCGGAUUGAACGAUCGACCACGGUAAGCCUAAAUUUGCUAUCUUAGAAACCGAACCGUUAUAACGAAUAGAAUGGCCGAAAUAGGACAUGGACAGUUACCGAAGUUUACGGGUAGCAAUUUCACAAGCUGGAAGUACCGUAUAAUGGCCAUCCUAGAAAGUAGAGAUCUAGGAAAUCUGUUAAUAGACGACCCACCUACGGAUCCCGCCGAAGAGGCGAAAUGGAAAAAAACGGACUCCCAGGCUAGAGGCAUUUUAACAUGUGCGAUGGACGACACACAAGUGGCGCUUAUCUUAACGUGUAAAACGACAAAACAGAUUUGGACCCACUUGAGAGAAAGAUAUGAAGGGGACUUAAGGAAACAAGCGAUAGAGGCCAGAAAUAAUGUGGCGAGAUUAGUAAUGAAUCGUGACGAGACAUGGAGAGAUUAUCUAUUAAGAGGAGAAAAACUUCUAGAGAGUGCUAGGAUAAUGGGAGCCCAAAUAGAGGAUGACGAAUUCAUCACCGCGCUAUUGAGAGGUUUACCACAAAAGUACAACCUAAUAGCCAUGCAAUUCGACAACCUAAAAGACCCCAAGAUCUCCGACGUGAGAAAAACCUUCGAGAGAUAUGAAGAAAGAAAUGGGCUCGAACAGAGGGAAAACCUCACAGCCUACAGAGCGUAUCACCCACCGAAUUAUAAAACUCCAAAGGACAAUGCACAAAGAAAAUCUCGAACGAGGGAAACGCUAUGCUACAUCUGCCGUAAACCAAAUCACAAGGCAAUUGAAUGCUGGUUGAACCCGAUUAACAAAGCAAGGAAUAGAGACAAACGGGACAACAUCGAUCUCGACAACCGAAGAUCAAACUUCAAAACUUCUAAAAUAGCUUGGGAAAACUCAGCUAGAGUGAACGAUAACCGACAGAGAAAAGAGAAACCAACUAACGAGGGUAACAACAGACAGAGAGUAAUGACUUUAAGUACAAAUGGAGAGCCAGAUACAUGCUGGAUCAUAGAUAGUGGGGCGACCAGCCACAUGACUCCAAAUCGCCAAUGGUUAGAGAACAUGAGAGAAGAUACAAAAACA